Molecule: messenger RNA, 1212 nt
Organism: Gossypium arboreum
Lineage: Eukaryota; Viridiplantae; Streptophyta; Magnoliopsida; Malvales; Malvaceae
Product: cytokinin riboside 5'-monophosphate phosphoribohydrolase LOG8
Exons: 7
Coding region: 235-924 (229 amino acids)
Biological process (GO): cytokinin biosynthetic process
Cellular component (GO): nucleus; cytosol
Molecular function (GO): hydrolase activity, hydrolyzing N-glycosyl compounds
Source: RefSeq, a predicted model, not a curated record
UCUUUUAACCUAUUUGUAAAGUCUAAACUAUUCCAUAAUUUCUCUCAUAUAAUAAAAUUAAUAAUUAAUUGUGUUCUUUCUUCUCAGAAAGUUUAUAGUGUCAGCAGGACAAUUCAUAUCCCUUCGAAGGGAAAGGCUAUUGCUUUUUGUUUGCUUUAGUAAAAACUCAAUGAUUUGAGAAUUUGAAUAAAAACAAAAACCGAUAUACAAAGAGAGUUCAUCAUAUAUCGUUUAAUGGAAGACGAGAAAGCCAGAAGCAAGUUCAAAAGGUUGUGUGUUUUCUGUGGAAGCAACUCUGGACAUAGGCAAGUCUUCAGCGAUGCUGCUCUUGAAUUGGGCAAUGAACUGGUUAAGAGGAAGAUAGACUUGGUGUAUGGAGGGGGAAGUGUUGGGUUGAUGGGUUUGAUAUCCAAGACAGUAUAUGAUGGAGGCUGUCAUGUUCUUGGGAUAAUUCCAAAAGCUCUCAUGCCUCUUGAGAUAGGUUGGCUGUUAAUGCAUAGUUUCUGGAAAAGACAGAUAUCAGGAGAAACAGUUGGGGAAGUAAGAACCGUUUUAGACAUGCAUGAGCGCAAAGCUGCAAUGGCCCGAGAAUCCGACGCCUUUGUUGCUCUUCCUGGUGGAUAUGGAACUAUGGAAGAGUUGUUGGAGAUGAUAACAUGGUCCCAGCUUGGAAUACAUAAGAAAACUGUUGGUUUGCUAAAUGUUGAUGGUUACUACAAUAAUUUGCUUGCUUUAUUUGACAACGGGGUUAAAGAGGGAUUCAUCAAGCCAAGUGCUAGGCAUAUAAUUGUCUCUGCUCCAACAGCCAAAGAACUCAUGGUGAAGAUGGAGCAAUACACACCUUGCCAUGAACAUGUGGCUCCUCAAGAAAGCUGGCAGAUGGAGCAACUUGGUGAUUAUCCCAAUCAACUAAAUGCGCAAUGAAGCUUUGUUGGUAGGUUUCUACCUCUUUGAUUCCUGAUGUGAAUCAUAAUCAUAGACAACUCUCUUUGGAUGGACCACAUGUUGGUCGUUUACCAGUGUACUUUUAUCACCAUAAAAAAGGGAUUUGAUCCUAUUAAAAUCAGCUUAGCUGUUUUACAGAUAUGCAUUGAUUUAUGGCCAACUAAGUUGCCAUAAAUGUUUUCUCUACUCCUAUUAAGCUGUUUCUAUUACUAAUUACUACAUAUUGAAGACAAAAGUGCUUUGCAAUGCAAAAAAGUUCAUUCAGAA